AAAAAAGCAAAACUGAAAAAUCACACACUAUAUAUAUACACAUAGGGCUAAAUCGCAAGCAUGUCUUCAAUGAGGGCACUAUUCUCUCUCAAUCGAUAACUUUCGGUUUCAGAGAAUGACAUCAAGAUCAAGUAGAAUCGGAGUAAUGGUUGAGGACAAAAUCGUUCCCGGAGAAGAGAGUUUCGAUCAGGAAAACAGUGAUGAUGAGACGACCGACGAUGAAUCUGAUGUGUCUGAGGAUUGUAGCGUUACUGGAGAAAGCUACGAUGAACGUCCCUUCAUUAAAACUCUUUUCGCCAACAGAAAAAUGUACUUGAUUGAGUGUAUUGGCAAAUCUGUUGAAUCCAUUGAGAAGGAUAUGGAGGAACUCGAAGUGCGACGUACUAAAGUAACUUGUCCUACUUCUCUAACGAUCAUUGAUGGUCAAAAGAAAUUGCUCCUUGAUAGACGCGAAAGAAUGCAGAAGAGGUUGGAAGAGGUGAAGCAUGGACUGCAGCCAGUUCAAGAGUCGCUAAAAGAAGAUAAUCAGACCUUGACUGACCUGAAAAUUGAGAUAAAUACUGAUGAGAAGAAUGAAAAUCUGAUGAUGGAGCAUGUUGAUCUGCAAGUUAAAGUGUGACAUAAAUAGCAACACUGGAAAUGAGGAGAAGGGCCAACAACUGAGGUUUGCAAGUUAAAACUUUGUUCACAUUUCAAGGUUUAGAAGUAAACGAAUUUUCUGUGGCGUAAAUAAAGAAGUGAAGUAUGAUAGCUGAUGUUGAGACUAUGAAUGACUUGUUUUGUCCUAAGAUUUGCUGUGAGUACUCUUUGGUGAAAAGCAAGUAAGGACAGAAAAAUCUUCAAAUAGUUCAUUGCAUUAGAAUGCUAAAGUGAAAUACACAAGAAUAUUGUGAGACAGCAGCUUAUUACUAGACUCGAAUCUUGACAUUCAGUUUUAAUACAAUGCUUAGUCCUGUAUUCAUCA
Solanum stenotomum is the source of this 964-nucleotide messenger RNA. RefSeq lists its product as uncharacterized. The transcript has 4 exons. The record is from RefSeq and is a predicted model, not a curated record. The coding region runs from base 116 to 619 and encodes 167 amino acids. NCBI's taxonomy places the organism in Eukaryota, Viridiplantae, Streptophyta, Magnoliopsida, Solanales, Solanaceae.